Molecule: messenger RNA, 870 nt
Organism: Aspergillus alliaceus
Lineage: Eukaryota; Fungi; Ascomycota; Eurotiomycetes; Eurotiales; Aspergillaceae
Exons: 2
Coding region: 1-870 (289 amino acids)
Source: RefSeq, a predicted model, not a curated record
AUGUCGCAGACAACACCGCCUCCCCUAACCUCUACCUUUACGCCAGCUCCAUCCUGCUUCAGCGAUAUCUAUAUUUGGAACAACACGCAAGGGCUGAACUGCGUUGUGGGGAAAUCCUCCCAGACAUGUAGGUUAAACAGCCUCGGGCCCCCGAACCCCCAUGACUGCCUCCCGCCUGGAUUCAAUUCCUCGCCCCAGUUCUACUUCUCGCCGGGCGUGUGUCCUUCAGGAUAUUCGAUCGCAUGCUCUACGGUGGCCAGCAUUGGGACACUUUCAGAGACAAGGGCGACAUGCUGUCCUAGUGGCUUAAUCUGUCAGACCAAAAGCGAUUGGCCGUGGUACUCAACUGAACCGUGCACUUAUGGCGCAUCGUUUGUAGAAACAUGGGCAUGGACCUCGUCAACCGAUGGAGGAUGGACGAUGGGCACCUCAACGGCGCUGAAAGGAUUGAAUGCGUAUGGGAUUUCUAUUCGAUGGCAGAGUACCGAUUUCGCGUCGGCUGCCACAGCGACCAGCAUUCCCCGAUCUUCUCCUGGCGCCACGGUUUCUGCAGAUCAGGCGACAUCAACAUCGCCUGCCACAGCGGAUCCCUCCUCGGGUCUCUCGACAGGAUCUAAAGCGGGCAUUGGCGUUGGCGUGGGAGUAGCGGCUCUGCUCUUUAUCGCGAUUGCAUGCGUGCUGUUCCGCUACAGGCGACGACACGCGGCUGUUUCUGUGAACAGUGCGAACACUCAGGGCGCGACCUUGCGGCAUAACCCUUCAGGGUUGUGGGAACUGCCGGCUGGGGAGGCAGCCCGAGAAUUGGACUCAGGCCCCGGGACAUCAGAGAUCGAUGGAUCAACCUCCCGGGCGGAAUUGGCCGCGCAUUAG